Maudiozyma barnettii is the source of this 1146-nucleotide messenger RNA. RefSeq names its product Mrx9p (gene MRX9). Lineage: Eukaryota; Fungi; Ascomycota; Saccharomycetes; Saccharomycetales; Saccharomycetaceae. The record is from RefSeq and is a predicted model, not a curated record. The transcript has a single exon. Bases 1 to 1146 code for a protein of 381 amino acids.
AUGUUAGGGGGAAAAAUGUCGUAUAUUACACGGUUGAAUCCAGUAUCGAGGAUAAUAAGUUCUAGGCUAAUCACGAGCCCUAUAGUAUAUGGACCUGUUGGGACUCAUUUUAAUAGAGCAAGUUUUUCCACUACUACUACUAAUUUCUUUCUACAACAGAAUUUAAAAUCUCAAAAACAAGAAAAUUUAACAAUCCAAUAUAACACAUGGAACUGUCAUUCCAGCUUGUCAAGAUAUAUUAAAAAGGGAAACAUAUAUAACAAUAUUCAUAGAUCUUUAUCAAGAAGAAACAUCCACAUUACAAAACUAUUGAAGUUCCAAAACACUAAAAACAGGAAUUCUUCCUUUUUUGAAAAUGGACGUCCACCACCAUCCCCAAUUAGAGUCUUCAAAAUACCUUAUCCAGCAGUCUUUUUAGGUUCUUUUGUAAUUCUAACGUUGUUCUUUAUGAUAAUACCUAUCUUAUUCCAGUUACUGUUUCCAAUUGCUUUGGUUGGAAUAGCUGUAUAUCAAUUUAGAAAAUGGAGGUCUAACAACUUUUAUCGCGCAAUUAUGAAAAAAUUACCAAAUAGUUCUAUCCAAGUAAGCUACAAGACCUUAAAAUCAUUGGCGUAUCGUUUCUUUCCAACUAAUUUUUUAAAAGAAUUUGACGUUAACACUAGUGAUGCCGAUGCUAUGAUGGGAAUGAUCCAGAACAGAGUCAUCGAGGCAUUCAACAAAAAUGAACAGGAUAUCGGAUCUCAUUAUUUUCCAGGUAAGGAUAAUGUCAAACAAUUUAAUGAUGUACUGAAGUUAGAUAUCAUGAAGUUAAAUACAUUCGGCUCCAAAAUUGACGGUAAUUUCGUUAUGAGUAUGAAAUAUCCACUAAUGUAUGUUGAAGGGGCACAGAAUAACCAUUUUGCUGAUGUUGCUAUCACUUUCUUAGACGACUCAUUAAAGAGGAACCAAAAGUUCGAAACAAUCUUUGAAUUAUCCAAAACGCAAGCAACCUGUAGGAUGGUUAUAUCAGUGCAAUCGUCAAGUUUCUUGUUCCCUCAACAAUACAUUAUUUCUACCCCUGGUGAGACUGGACACUUUUAUGGAAAAUAUAAGGUAAGAACUACCUCAGACGGACACAGAGAGUUCACUAUUGAAAAGGAUGAUUAG